Messenger RNA from Ascochyta rabiei, 1362 nucleotides. Its product is annotated as Salicylate 1-monooxygenase. Bases 1 to 1362 code for a protein of 453 amino acids. The transcript has 3 exons. Lineage: Eukaryota; Fungi; Ascomycota; Dothideomycetes; Pleosporales; Didymellaceae. Gene Ontology annotation, molecular function: FAD binding; monooxygenase activity. The record is from RefSeq and is a predicted model, not a curated record.
AUGGGUGUCAUCAAGACGCUGCUUGCUUUCGCCCAACGAUACCUCAUCACAAACAUGUCGCAAAUCAACGAUCCAUUGAAAGUCGCUGUUGUGGGCGCAGGCAUUGGCGGCCUCUCGGCAGCCAUUGCCCUGCGCAAUGUCGGCCACGCAGUCACUGUAUACGAAAAGUAUCCAUCUGCCUUCACAAGUACCACCUCGCCAUUAUCGAACGCCAUCGCAUUGGGUGCGAACAUCAACCGCAUCAUCGACAAGUGGGGGUUUGAUUUUCCGAAAGCUAAGCCGGGUGUUAACAAGCAGGAGAGAGUCUUCCAUGGCGAAACAUUGCAGCAACUGCAUCACAUUGAUUUCAAGUACAACCGUGAAGAAUUCGGAUACGACUGGUUGUUGAUGCGUAGACAAGCGCUGCAUGAAGGGCUGUUGAGCAUAGCAAUGGCGACGCCAUCGAUGUUACUGCCAAUAGAUAUUCGCAUGGAUCAAGAAGUGAUUGCACUGAGCCCUGAAAAAGGCGCUUUAACUCUCAGGGAGGGAAGAGAGGUGGUCAGUGAUCUGGUUGUAGUAGCAGACGGCGUGCAUAGUAAGCUCAUCGACACUAUCACUAACAACACUACACCUCCCUUACGAGCUGGACGUACGGCAUACCGCUUCAAGAUCUCGCGAGAACAGAUUAUGGCAGACCCGGAUUUGAGAGCUCUCUAUGAGAAAGAAGACGAGGGUAUGUCGUACUUCCAGAUCCCAGAAAAGAGGAUCUACUUCCUCGUCAUCCAAGCAGAUGGUGGAGAAUCAUGGUACGGCCUCCUUAUACAUCCAGCAAUAGCGACCAACAUCGAUGCGAUCCAGAAGUACAACGUGGAAGGCUCCAAGACAGAGUUGCAGAAGCUGGCCGAGAACCUCCACCCGACUGUCCGAAAAUUGUGUAAUCUUGCAGCAACACCGCUGUUGUGGACGAUAUGUUGCAGAGAGCCAUUAACAUCGUGCGUUAACGGUAGAGCGGUUGCGAUUGGAGACGCGUGUCACCCACACUUACCCUCUCACGGACAGGGAGCUGCCGCCGCAGCUGAAGACGCGGCUUCGCUCGGAGUAUUUCUGUCUGGAAUUGCGCAGCCUUUCCUACCGACCAAGGUACCGGCAGCACUUCAGCAAUGGGAGUCUUUCCGAUUACCUCGUGCCAUAGCAGUCCAACUCAUUACCAUAAGGUUUCCUACGCCGAUCGAAGAGUUGGAAUCGAAGAUUCGAGCGCUCGGUUAUGACGACCGAUUACCAGCCAACGUGAAUAGCCAUGAGAGAGCGAUAACACAGUGGCUUUUUGAGUACAAUGUGGUGGCAGAAGCAACGAAAUGCUGUGAGAAAAUCAGACAUAGUUAG